AUGACAGAUUUUAGCAAGGCAACUAAUGCUAUGUGUAUGAUUAUGUUGGAUAUUAUGGGUGUAUUUAAAAUUGUAUUUUUAUGGUUCAAAACAGAAAAACUUAAGUCUUUAUUCAACAUUAUACUAAACGACUUUUGGCCAUAUGAUUUAAUUAAUGAAAGCAAAAGAAGGGUUAAAGAUAUGUUUAACUUAAUGAAUAUAUUUGUAGUAUGGUUUAUGUUGGCAGGUGUUAUGUUUGCUUUAUUAAGUUUAAGCUCGCCAUUGUUUUCCAAUAAACAACUCCCAUAUGACGUUAGGUAUCCCUUUGACUGGACAGUAAGCCCUUGGUAUGAAAUUAUCUACUGCAUGCAGACAUUUACUCAUGGAAUAACUAUGACAACAAUUGGUAUUGGAGCAAUCUAUAUGGUUAUUGGUAUAUUAUUAAGUAUUAGCAGUCAGUACUGUAUUCUUGAAGAAUGCUUCGAGAUAUUCAAUACCCCUGAGAUGUACUCUGUUAACAAGAAAUUGAGAGACAUUCUGAAUGAUGGUUUGAAGAAUAAAUAUACUGAUGAGAGGAGGGAAUAUUUUGUUAGAUGUGUUAAACAUCACCAACUACUUUUAAGAUUCACCAAAGAGCUGAACGAUGAACUCAAUCCUCUGGAGUUAUUUGAGUUAGCUCUAAGUAUUUUUGCGUUAUGCCUUGGCUCUCUUCGGAUUGCAAAUGCAGAGUCUUUAGGUAGCAAUGUAGAACAAGCAGGAAGCUAUUUAUAUUUAAUUGGAUAUACAAUGCAGCUAUUUAUUGACUGUUUCUUUGGAACAUUUCUUUACCACCAAGCAAGCCUCUUGCCAGAUGCUAUAUUUCAUAGCAACUGGAGGACUUUGGAUGAUGAAGAAUUAAGAAAAGAUUUUGUAUUCUUGUUACAAAAUUCUCAAAGAAUACCACAGAUUAAUGCUUAUAAUCUCUAUGAUAUGCAUAUGGUGUCAUUUAUUAAGGUAAUAAAAGUGGCAUUCUCAUUUUAUACGAUGUUAUCUACGCUAAAAUAA
Messenger RNA from Diabrotica virgifera virgifera (western corn rootworm), 1023 nucleotides. Its product is annotated as odorant receptor 83a-like. Gene Ontology annotation, biological process: detection of chemical stimulus involved in sensory perception of smell; sensory perception of smell. Gene Ontology annotation, molecular function: olfactory receptor activity; odorant binding. The record is from RefSeq and is a predicted model, not a curated record. The coding region runs from base 1 to 1023 and encodes 340 amino acids. NCBI's taxonomy places the organism in Eukaryota, Metazoa, Arthropoda, Insecta, Coleoptera, Chrysomelidae. Gene Ontology annotation, cellular component: plasma membrane. The transcript is spliced from 7 exons.